AUCAAAUCUGGAGAUGGAGGGAGACCAUGAUGAUCAAGUGCCUGCCGGAGGAGAACCGCCGAUGCCAAUUUCAGCGUCGGAUCAACAGGUGGGUGGGGGAGAACCGGCUCCGGCUCGUCUGCCGUGGGAGGUUUCUGAUGACGAGGACAGCGUGGUGGAGAUAGGAUCCGACAUCGAUGCGUUGUAAGUUUUGCUGUUGUUUGGUUUUGCGGUUCAUCAUUUGAUUUGAGAGUAUGUUUUUUUGGGUUUGUAGGUGGUCCGAGGAUGAGGACCAUGUUGAUCCUGAACGAGAACGAAUCAUGAAGAACCAAGUCACCCGUGCUGGAACAGCGGGUCUGAAAUACUACAAUGAGAUGAAUGAGGGCUCAAACUUUGAGCUGGAUGAACCCAUCUUCAGCAAGUGUUUUCUGUUUCCUGGUACCCUUAUCGUCCACGCCAUCUUUACUGCCAAGUCUGUCAAUGUAAUUGAUGGUUCGUCCUCCGCCGCCGGGCAAUACAACCCUUCUGACAUUCGAUUGUUUUUCGCUGAGACUGAGUCAAUCUACGGGGAAGGUUAUAGUGUUCUUUGCUGUGUUCCCAUUGACUUCUCUAGAACAGAUAAUGGCAAGGGCUGUGUUUACUGCCCGUGGAGACUAGGAGGGAAAUUGCGUUUCCACCAUCCUCCUAAGGGAGUUUGCAAGUUUGGCGAAAGUGAGAAGAAGGACCAUGAAAGAUUUGAAUAUGAUGAGUGGACCUCAACCUCGGAAGAGGAAGAG
Molecule: messenger RNA, 755 nt
Organism: Linum tenue
Lineage: Eukaryota; Viridiplantae; Streptophyta; Magnoliopsida; Malpighiales; Linaceae
Source: the annotation of a GenBank genome assembly